AUUCGAAUCAUCCAAGGACACUCAAUUAACUUCCGCGAACCUACGCCAAAGCCGACCACGGCCAAAACUUUGACUUGCCACAAGCACUCGACGCUGUUCGCAUGCCUGCAUUCGAAGUUGUGGUAGUGGGAUCCGGAGGUGGACCAGACGAGACUAACUUAUCUGCUUAUUUACUCAAAGCACACGACGCCCGGUGGAGGGAUGGGAUCAUAGCUUUGGAAGCAGGCUCUGGCAUGGGCGCGUUGAACCGGUUGAUGAGGCUGGACCCCACGCUGUUCAACGAUUUUCAUGACACGACCACGAGCGAGCAGGACACGGAUUCGCGGACGGCAUCCACGCAGGAGGGAGAGGCUCGACGACGGCCGACGGCUUUUGAGGUUUAUUCCAGGAUAAAGUGCUUCCUUAUAACCCAUGCCCAUCUCGACCACAUCAGCAGCCUCAUUCUUUCUGCUGGGCAAUUCACAUGUAACCCUCGAAGACGCAUCUACGCAGAACGCUCAAUCCUGAAGAAGGUCGAGACAGCAUUUGAGGGCAAGAUAUGGCCAAGGCUGGCUUCGGACGAUCCAAAGGACGGAGCACAUAUGCUCUUAUACGAUUCACUAGAUUUCAGCCAGGAUUAUCGCAAUAUCCACCCAAAUAUCUCCUUGCGCGCGUUCCCCCUCUCCCAUGGAGAAACCGAGGCAGGUGUAUACGAGUCUUCCGCCUUUCUCUUCCGCCAUGAUAUCUUGGGAAGUGAAUUCGUCCUCUGCGGGGAUCUCGAACCAGACAAGGUGGCUAAACGUCCGCAGACGAUCAACCUCUGGCGAACCAUCGCUCCAAAUAUCUCAUACGGAACUCUGUCCACCCUAUUCAUCGAAUGCUCUUGGCCCUCAGGACGUCCGGAUUCGCAUUUAUACGGACACUUGACUCCAGAGCACCUCCACGACGAACUCGUAGCCCUCGCCACCGAAGUUGUAAAACACCGGCGGCACGUAUUAACAAUCGGCACCACCACCGUCCCAUCGAUGCCGACCUCUCUCGCAGCGCCACUUUCAGAUCCCACACCCGUGCCCGUGCCAGUAACAACACCCAUAGUGAACCUGAACCACAAUGCCGACUCCGUGACGACUCUACCCUCUCGUUCAUCCUCGCCGACCCAUUCCACACGAGCCUCCCUGAAACGCAGAGCUUCGUCUUUCUUCAAUCUCCUUUCGCCGAACAAAGGUCAUAAACGCAAGUCGAGUGAAGCGUUGAACGGAAACGGGAACGGCAAUGUCUCAGGCUCCAAAGGAUGGUCAAAGAAGGCCAAGACUGACCAUUUGUCGCCUUCAUUAGCACCACCCCCACCUCCACCUCAUCGUCCUGCCAGUCCUACAACGACAUGCACAACGAACGGCGAUUCGGAAAGCAUCGCCAACGCUGCCGCUGUACCUACAGUGGAUGUCCCAGCCCAAUCAUCCCUACCGGCGGACGAGUCGAUAAAAGGCGUGUUACAGGGUUUGAAGGUCUAUGUGAUGCAUUGUAAGGAGGAUGUGGAAGGGCGGUACCCUGGCAGGCCGAUCGGACAUGUCAUCUCGGCGCAGGUGAGGGCGUUGGUGGAGAGUAGUGGGUUGGGCUGCGAGGUGUUGCAUGCGGACCAGGGGAUGCGGAUAGUGAUUUGAGCUAUCGCUCUCUUUAAUUGCAUUCGUCUCGGCCGUCCUCCCCCCGUCAUCUCGUCGUCAUUGUCUCUUUCCUCCUUUCUUAUUGGACCUCUCGCUCUGCCCUUGCUAUCCCCGUCCCAGCUAUCGUCGUCUCCAUCCCACCUUUCUCCUCCUAUCUCCAUAGUCACAUCGUCUGUCUCUUUUCCUUUCCUUGGCCUUCAAGCUCCCCCUUUCUCAUCCAACAUUGUUUAUCUUUCUUUCUCUCCCCUUGUCUCUAUCGCGUACUCAUCUCACUCCAUAUGACCCCUCCACCCCAUCCCGCAUACAU
This is a messenger RNA of Stereum hirsutum FP-91666 SS1, 1947 nucleotides long. RefSeq lists its product as uncharacterized. The coding region runs from base 102 to 1640 and encodes 512 amino acids. Lineage: Eukaryota; Fungi; Basidiomycota; Agaricomycetes; Russulales; Stereaceae. The transcript is spliced from 7 exons. Gene Ontology annotation, biological process: cGMP catabolic process; cAMP catabolic process; negative regulation of glucose mediated signaling pathway. Gene Ontology annotation, molecular function: 3',5'-cyclic-GMP phosphodiesterase activity; 3',5'-cyclic-AMP phosphodiesterase activity. The record is from RefSeq and is a predicted model, not a curated record.